Molecule: messenger RNA, 2560 nt
Organism: Tuber melanosporum (Perigord truffle)
Lineage: Eukaryota; Fungi; Ascomycota; Pezizomycetes; Pezizales; Tuberaceae
Exons: 9
Coding region: 271-2160 (629 amino acids)
Biological process (GO): actin cytoskeleton organization; actin filament bundle assembly
Cellular component (GO): actomyosin contractile ring; cortical actin cytoskeleton; cell junction
Molecular function (GO): calcium ion binding; actin lateral binding
Source: RefSeq, a predicted model, not a curated record
GCUCCACAGUAACCUUUUCCCUAUUGGGAUGUUGUCGCGAUUAAAUUUAUUUGCUUUGUUGCAUCAAACACUCUCUUUCAGGGGAAGCGGCCAGAAAGCAGGUUGAAACGGUUGCCAGCGACAACGGAAAUUUCAGCAGCAACGAACGAAGCUCUUCAUUCACCUUGGUUCGCCCACACUCCCCUCUUAACCAUCACCGCUACCUUGGGGGAAGAGGGAAUACUGUACCUAUUCUUACAGAGAAGUUCUUGUUGAGGAAAGAAAGGAAAGAUGGCUCAACAACAGUGGAUCACUACGCAGGAUAAGACGUUCAGGAAGUGGCUCAAUACAAAGCUAUCUGCUCGAAACAUCCCCCCCGCACAAUCUUUGCAGAAGGACCUAGCUACUGGAGUACUAUUGAUCCAUCUCCUCGAAAUUCUCGGCAAUGAGUCUCUAGGAAAAUAUGCGUCUAAUCCACGACUACGGGUUCAAAAAUGCGAGAAUGUUCACAAAGCUCUCGAAUAUAUUCGUGGCAGAGGGAUUCAACUGUUUAACAUUGGAGCAGAAGAUAUAGUAGACGGAAAUUUGAAACUUAUUUUAGGUUUAUUGUGGACCUUGAUUUUGAGAUUUACCAUCGCCGACAUCAACGCAGAAGGCUUGACCGCAAAGGAAGGCCUAUUGCUUUGGUGUAAGCGCAAGACUGCAUGCUACGAAGAAAUUGAUAUAACCGAUUUCUCUACGAGCUGGAACAAUGGCCUAGCAUUCUGUGCACUCUUAGAUUUCCAUCGGCCAGAUCUAAUCGAUUACGAUGCUCUUGACAAGUCAGAUCACAAAGGCAAUACAGCGUUAGCAUUCAAAAUCGCCACCGAGGAGAUUGGAAUUCCUGCACUGCUCGAUGUGGAGGAUGUUUGUGAUGUGGCGAAACCUGACGAGCGCAGUUUGGUGACCUAUAUCGCCUACUGGUUCCAUGCAUUUUCACAACUCGAGAGGAUUGAGACAGCGGGAAGAAGAGUGGAGAAGUUUGUGGAAGUAAUGCAGGGAGCUUGGGAAAUGCAGCACGGCUAUGAAAAGAGAAUGGCUGAGUUACUGCGGCAAAUGCACGAGAUGAAACAGCAAUGGUCCACAGCUACCUUCGUUGGAACAUAUUUCGACGCUAAGCAACAAUCUCAGAAAUUUUCAUCAUACAAGCGUACUCUAAAGCGAGCAUGGGUGGCCGAGAAGGCAGAUCUUGUCUCCCUAUUGGGAAAUAUUAAGACCAAACUUAGCACGUACCGACUGAAGGACUACGAACCACCGGCUCACUUGAGUCUGGCCAAUUUGGAUCUGGAAUGGAAGAAAUUGCUGCAAGACGAGAACAAACGGAGUAUUGUGAUUAACGAAAAGAUUCGCGAUAUCAAGGAGGGGUUGAGACGGUCAUUUGCAGAUGCAGCCAAUGAGUUUGCCCUAUGCCUAAACACCGUUUCACUGCAGAUUAGCGAGCUAGACGGGGAUCCUGAGCAUCAAUUACGCAUCGUACGAACAUUGCAUCGGAACAUAAUACCGUUGGAACUAGAGCUGAACAGAAUCGAGAAGCUCUCGGACGAUUGUGAAGAGGCCAAUAUCGAAGAAAACGACUACACCGUUUAUUCCUAUGACGAACUUGAGUAUGAGUAUGGGCUUGCGAAAGAGAGUGUGGCGAAGAAGUUGAGCUUUUUGGAUAACCAAAUCGUAGCAAGAAGUAUGACCAACCUGACCCCAAUCCAGCUGGAGGAAUUUGAAUCAGUGUUCCGUCACUUCGAUCGCGACCUCUCCAACUCGCUACAAGAAAUAGAGUUCUCAGCGGCCCUGGCAUCACUCGGGUUAGUGUAUGACGAGGAGGAAAUGCACGAAGUCUUCAAAGAAGUAUCUGCUAGAGGCCGCAGUGUGACGUUCGAGCAGUUCAUCAGGUUCAUGGUUGAGGUUACUGAGGACCAGAAUAGCGCUGAACAGGUAUAUCAGAGCUUUAAGGAAGUGGCAGAUGGAAAGCCUUAUGUCACUGAAUUUGAUCUGAGGCACAGCUUGGUUCCGGACGGCAUGAUCGAGGAGCUGGUUUCGACGAUGCCAAAGGUCCGGGCUGAAGAUGGUGAAGUAGGAUUUGAUUACGAAAAGUACAUGGAGGGCCUGAUGGGGAAAAAGCUAGAUACUAACGGAGUACACCAUUGAGUUCUCUCUAUGUGUCUGAGUCAUAACUCAUGACGUCCCGCUCCUUGCGCUAUUACAGGGUUUCUUCUUUUCUCUUAUUCUGAUUAAGUUUCUCUUCCCUUCUCUCUUCCCUUCCCUUCCCCUCCCCUUCUCCCUCGCCGGCAUGGGCAAGCACAGCUUGGGGAAGGAAGGUGUCAGGUUGGAGCCCGGUCAACUACGUUUUUCUCAUAUCCCUUUCCACUGUCGAAUCGCACGUUUUGGAGGCUGGUUUGUGUCCCCUUUCCAAAAUGUGUAUCGAGUAUUGUAGUGUAAUAAUCACCCUCUUCUCUUUCUCUUCUUUCUUUACACUUUCUUGGUUAUUUUGCAAUGUGGGAAGCGAUAUCAAUUGCGAACUCGAAUAAAUGAAACUCAACGUUUUUGG